Vombatus ursinus (common wombat) is the source of this 804-nucleotide messenger RNA. Its product is annotated as transmembrane protein 74B-like. Bases 22 to 804 code for a protein of 260 amino acids. The transcript has a single exon. Lineage: Eukaryota; Metazoa; Chordata; Mammalia; Diprotodontia; Vombatidae. The record is from RefSeq and is a predicted model, not a curated record.
GAACUGGAUAACUACUUUCCAAUGGCCUCCUCUUCCUCCCUGGAACUAAGGACCCUUGGCAAUGGGCCCAGGGCCCCCAAACAAACACUCUCACAAUGGACAUCAGCACCAGAAGGCAGGCCCAGCCCCUCAGCUUUACAGAAAGAGGGAAUCGAGAAUACUUGCUUUUCCGAGGAGGAGGAACAAGAGACCUGUUUCAAGAAUCAACAGGAGGCUGUGCCUGGGAGUUCAUCCUGUCCACAUGGGGAUGGCCCCUCACACCCCCAUUCCCGGAGGGACGACCUUUCUCCAAGGUCAGAAGAAGGCUUGGGGGCCGACACUGCAGGCCACUCAGUGGACUAUGGCUUCAUCUUUGCCUUGGUCUUCUUGGUGAGUGGAAUCCUGUUGGUGGUGGUAGCCUAUGCUAUUCCCCGGGAAGCCAGAGUGAAUCCAGACACAGUGUCGGCCCGGGAGAUGGAGAGAUUGGAGAUGUAUUAUGCCCGACUGGGCUCCCACUUGGACAAGUGUAUCAUUGCUGGCUUGGGCCUCCUCACCCUGGGAGGCAUGCUGCUGUCCAUCCUACUGAUGGUGUCCCUUGUCAAAGGGGAACUCUACCGGAGGAGAAACUUGGCUGUACCCAGGGGCCCUCGGAAAACCUAUGGCUCUAUAAACUUGAGAAUGAGGCAGCUUAAUGGGGAUGGGGCCCAGGCCCUGGUGGAAAAUGAAGUUGUCCAGUUGACAGAGACUCAGCCAAUCCAGCCAGACACCUUCACUUCUCUCUCUCCUCCCUCAAGCACGUAUGAUGAUGGCACAGCCUGUGGGUAG